Molecule: messenger RNA, 792 nt
Organism: Cotesia glomerata
Lineage: Eukaryota; Metazoa; Arthropoda; Insecta; Hymenoptera; Braconidae
Product: cuticle protein 18.7-like
Exons: 2
Coding region: 130-714 (194 amino acids)
Source: RefSeq, a predicted model, not a curated record
GUUGUCUGGAGGAUUAUAUUAUAGUCCAGUAGUAUAUAAAGAGCUGGAUGUCAAACAUUUGGGAACAGUUGUCUUAGCGAGUACUGAGAAUCUUCAGCAGCGCUUAAGAAAACCUUUAUAUUAAAAAUCAUGAACAAAAUUAUUUUAAUUGUCUCAUUAAUCGGAGCCACAGUGGCAAAGCCCUCGGCUUUAUUCCUGAGCCCUGCAUUGGUCGAACUAAGACCUGGUGCGCCAAUCGGCCUCGAUGGCAAAGUGGUAGACACUCCGGAAGUCGCAUUCGCAAAAGCAGAACACGCAGCAGCACAUUUGAACGAAAGAUUGAACCACGCUUCUGCGCAAAGUCCUAUUGAAGUUCCAGUAGCAAAAAUCGACCUGUCUGGAGGAGCUCCUGUCGGAGUAGACGGACGCGUCGUUGACACCCCCGAAGUAGCGUUGGCAAAGGCAGAACACGCUGCUGCUCACUUAAACGAACAAUUGGAGUCCCACAGCGCCGAUUCAAACAUCUUGACCUACAAGCUCGCGAAACUCCAACCUGGAGCACCAAUUGGGCUCGAUGGCCGCGUUCUUGAGACUCCUGAAGUAGCUCUCGCGAGGGCUGAACACGCUGCUGCUCAUAUCAAUGAAAGACUCAACCACGCUGCCAAGGAAGCUGUCAUUCCCACUUACUCUUACUCUUACAUUGCUCCGAGUCCUGUUGUUCAUUACUAUGUUUGAAAUUAAUCAUUAUUAAAUUAACGUAACUUAAAUGUUGCUUUGUACAAUUAACUGUCAAUAAAAAAAUUUAAUUUUCAA